Aspergillus mulundensis is the source of this 1140-nucleotide messenger RNA. RefSeq names its product uracil-DNA glycosylase. The transcript has 4 exons. Bases 1 to 1140 code for a protein of 379 amino acids. The record is from RefSeq and is a predicted model, not a curated record. Gene Ontology annotation, biological process: base-excision repair, AP site formation via deaminated base removal; base-excision repair. Gene Ontology annotation, cellular component: mitochondrion; nucleus. Gene Ontology annotation, molecular function: uracil DNA N-glycosylase activity. NCBI's taxonomy places the organism in Eukaryota, Fungi, Ascomycota, Eurotiomycetes, Eurotiales, Aspergillaceae.
AUGGCGAGGCCCAGUCUCAAGCGAGGUGCCGGCCAUCUGACAGUCCCGACAGUUGAACCAAAGAAGCCAAAGGCCGAUGGAGAUAUCACAUCAUUUUUUGGAGCCCCCAGGCCAAAAUCGACAAGGGCAGCGACAGCCAACCAAGUGCCUCCUGCGCAGGUCUCCCCAAAGUUCAAUAAACCGAAAUGGGUGGCUACAUUGACACCGGAGCAGAAAGAGCUUCUACAGCUAGAGAUUGACACAAUGGACGAGAGUUGGCUGGCUCAUUUGAAAGAAGAGAUUGUCAGGCCUGAAUUUCUGGCGCUUAAACGCUUCCUCCAGAAAGAAAAGCAGUCGGGGGCAAAAAUCUUCCCACCUGAGGAAGAUGUCUAUUCAUGGUCUCGCCAUACGCCCCUUCACAAAGUUAAGGUGGUCAUCGUGGGCCAGGACCCAUAUCAUAACCACAACCAAGCACAUGGCCUUGCAUUUUCAGUCCGUCCUCCAACCCCGGCGCCGCCGUCCCUCGUCAAUAUCUACAAUGCGAUCAAGAACGAUUAUCCGUCAUUCCUGUCGCCUCCGAAUAAAGGGGGCCUGCUUAUACCGUGGGCAGAGCGUGGUGUCUUGCUUCUGAACACCUGCUUAACUGUUCGGGCGCACCAGGCUGCGAGCCACUCGAAUAAGGGCUGGGAGCGGUUGACGCAGAAAGCUAUCGACGUUGUCAACCGUGUUCGAACUCGGGGGGUAGUCUUUCUUGCAUGGGGAAAUCCUGCGGGAAAGCGUAUCACUGGCGUCAACCACGAUAGGCACUACAUCUUGCAGUCUUGUCAUCCGAGCCCAUUGAGUGCUCAUAGAGGUGGAUUUUUGCAUAAUCAGCAUUUUAAAAAAUGCAACGAAUGGCUUGCUGUGCGAUACGGUCCUGAUGAGAUCAUUGAUUGGAGUCUGGUACCGCAAAGAGAAACCUCAACGACCCCUCUCGCAGUGGUUCACAAAUCCCCUGUUCCCAAUGAUCAGCCAACGCAGCAGCAAGUAUUAACCAAAGCGACAAAUCAACGAAUCGUUGCAGCUAAGUUGAGCAAGCCUGUGUCAGAAGAAGGCGAGUUUGAAGAAGAUCUAGAUGCCCUCGAAGCCCUCGCAGCUUCCGAAGCAUCUAUCAAACCCUAA